GCAACACCCAAUCAGCAGAAGGCUCGACAGCAUUGGGAAAGUGAUAGCUGAACCACCUCCAUCCAUCUGUUCGCUAUAUGCGAAGGGAUGAUGCGAUCAGCCUCGGUGAAGACGAGAAUCCCGGAGAGGGAAGAAGAAGAAGAAGGGGGGCAAUGGGUGGAGCCUCCACGGGGAGCAUUCCGCUGCUCCCUUUCUCCGUCACAGGAAUCAUAGGCUUGGCCUUGUUCUACUUCUACUAUGUCUUUUGGAUCAGGCCCGAAAGGAUGAGAAGUAAACUGAGGAGCCAGGGAAUAGACGGUCCUCCUCCUUCCUUGAUCCAUGGCAACAUAUUGGAGAUGAGAAAGAUUCUUCGAGAAGAGAGGAAGAAGAAGGCUCAAGAGGAAUGCGCCCCGAGUGUCACAGCCUGCUAUGUUUCGGCGCUCUUCCCUUACCUAACCCGUUGGAGAAGGAGAUAUGGUCCCAUAUUUAUGUACUCGACGGGCAGCAUGCAGACAUUGCACGUAAGCCACCCUGAUCUUGUCAAGGAGAUCAGUGUUUGCAAGUCUCUAGAUUUAGGGAAGCCUUUGUACUUACAGAAGGAUCGUGGAGCUCUUCUAGGUAAAGGAAUUUUGACAUCAAAUGGGGCUCUUUGGGCUCACCAGAGGAAGGUUAUAGCUACAGAGUUGUUCAUGGACAAGGUCAAGGGCAUGGUUGACCUAAUAGUGGAAGCCGCUAUUCCAUUGUUUAAGUCAUGGGAAAGUGCAGUUGACAAUGGAGGGGGCAGUAGUGAUAUAGUUGUUGAUGAAGAUUUGAGAAAAUUUUCAGCUGAUGUGGUCUCGAGAACUUGUUUUGGAAGUAGCUUUGCUGAAGGCAAGGAAAUUUUUUCUCGACUUCGUCAACUUCAAAUGUUAAUGUCAAAGAUCAGUAUAUUUAUUGGGAUUCCUGGAGUAAGAUAUUUACCAAUGAAAAGCAAUCGAAAGAUAUGGAGGUUGACUCAAGAGAUACGAACACUGAUCCUUAAUAUAGUCAAAGAACGUAGAGAAGACAUUUCCACAUCUUCAGGACAAGAUCUAUUACAAUCCAUCAUUGAGGGUUCCACUAUCUCAAAUUCUGGACUUGAUUCGGCAGAGAGCUUCAUCGUUGAUAAUUGCAAGAACAUCUACUUUGCGGGGCAUGAGACAACAGCAGUGACUGCUACAUGGUGCUUGAUGCUUCUGGCUUCACACCCUGAGUGGCAACACCGUGUUCGUGAAGAGGUCUUGGAGGUCUGUCAAGGAAAAUUUCCAAACUAUGACAUGCUUCGCAGAUUAAAAAUGCUGACAAUGGUGAUCCAAGAGACGCUGCGUUUGUAUCCUCCAGCAGCAUUCAUGGUGAGGGAGACCCUUCAGGAUAUGAAGCUCGGAGACAUCCAUAUACCAAAGGGCAUCACCAUUUCAACCCCAAUAGCAUCGUUGCACCAUGAUCCAGAAUACUGGGGAUCUGAUACUGAUGAGUUCAAACCCAACAGAUUCUCACGCGGAAUUGCUGGUGCUUGCAGAUCCCCUCAUGCCUACAUACCCUUUGGCUCAGGGACAAGGACAUGUGCAGGUCAAAAUUUUGCAAUGGUGGAGCUCAAAGUCAUUCUCUCGCUGCUCCUCUCCAAGUUCGUCUUCUCAGUGUCACCAAGUUAUCGUCAUUCUCCUGCAUUCAGGCUGACCAUAGAACCCGAGUUUGGCGUGCCGCUUAUCGUUAAACGCCUUUGAAUCUUGGUUACUAUUUCUAUUCUCAAGUUUCAAUUUUCUUUGUUGUUGCAAACUUACAGAAUUAAUAUUGUGAGACUUGAAUGGAAUCCUUGGGCACUUGUUGCCUCUCAUGGUGUUAGUAAGCUACAGUCCUGUGGAUUAAUCUCA
Molecule: messenger RNA, 1868 nt
Organism: Musa acuminata subsp. malaccensis (wild Malaysian banana)
Lineage: Eukaryota; Viridiplantae; Streptophyta; Magnoliopsida; Zingiberales; Musaceae
Product: cytochrome P450 714C2
Molecular function (GO): heme binding; monooxygenase activity; oxidoreductase activity, acting on paired donors, with incorporation or reduction of molecular oxygen
Source: RefSeq, a predicted model, not a curated record